AAAUGUUUUAACGUGGGGUGAAGGUCGUGAUUGCUGUGAUAUAUUUGGAGAGGAGUCAUCAUGGACAGUGAGGUAGUGAGAGAUGGACGUUUAAUGGAGAUGGUGGAUGAGAAAUGGAGAGAGGACAAGUUACCAAUGGAGGACAUUGCUGUCCCUCAGAUGGAACUGCCAGAACUGGAACCUGACAAUGGCCCCAGCAAUGAAACGCUCCGAGAACAGGAACAGAAAUGGACAGACUUGGCUCUUUCACGUCUCCAUGAACAACCACCACUGACAAACUGCAAUAGCUGAAAAUGGACCUCCCCUGAGUACAUGUUUAUUAUACACAGUGUAAAGUUCAGAGAGACUGUGCUAUCAUCGCCAUAGCUGUGGAUUGUCCUCAGUGCUGUGAUCAAAUAAACAAUUUUUGAUUAUCCCUACAAAAACACCUUUGAAAUGACUGAUCUAUAGAUUUUCAUUGGAUAUUGAUGGAAUUCAUGACACACUUUAUUCUUCCUGAAACCAGAAAACAAAUGCAAUGAUUUUUGGGACUCAAAUAUAUAUACUUCAGUUCUGGAUCUUGGACUCAUCUAAGAGAUUUCCUGAAUUUUUAGUAUCCUCUUAUCUCUUAGAAUUGGGAUCUUCAGAAUUUUGGAGAUGGUGUUUUUGAUUUACCUGAAAUACUGAACUCUCAAUCAUAGACAGUAAGCAUUUUACUGAUAUAAUGUUUUAGAAUUCAUAAAUAAAAUUUCAUGUAAUA
Messenger RNA from Pecten maximus, 739 nucleotides. Its product is annotated as anaphase-promoting complex subunit 13-like. Lineage: Eukaryota; Metazoa; Mollusca; Bivalvia; Pectinida; Pectinidae. Gene Ontology annotation, cellular component: anaphase-promoting complex. The record is from RefSeq and is a predicted model, not a curated record. The coding region runs from base 61 to 291 and encodes 76 amino acids. The transcript is spliced from 2 exons. Gene Ontology annotation, biological process: protein K11-linked ubiquitination.